CGGAUGGAUGAUCCUGACCACCAUCUUCGCCAACUGCAUCGCGCUGGCGGUGUUCACGCCCUACCCCAACAGCGAUUCCAACUACACCAACUCUGUGCUGGAGAAAAUAGAAUACGUGUUCCUGGUCAUCUUCACAGGGGAGUGCUUGAUGAAGAUCUUUGCGUACGGGUUUGUGAUGCACGCUGGCUCCUAUCUGAGGAAUGGAUGGAAUUUGCUGGAUUUUACCAUCGUCGUUAUUGGAAUGGUGAGCACGGUACUGUCGAGCAUAUUCAAAGACGCGUUCGACGUAAAGGCGCUGCGGGCAUUCAGGGUGCUCCGACCUCUGAGGCUCGUCUCUGGAGUACCAAGUCUCCAGAUCGUGCUGAACUCCAUCCUGAAAGCGAUGAUCCCGCUGCUCCACAUCGCGCUGCUGGUCAUCUUCGUCAUCAUCAUCUACGCCAUCAUCGGCCUUGAGCUGUUCUCCGGGAAAAUGCACAAGACUUGCUUCAACAAACACACCAACGAGAUGAUGGACUCUCCCCACCCCUGCGACUUGGAUAACGGUUUCAACUGCUCAAGCUUGGGCUCUGAGAUGGUGUGCCGCGAAGGCUGGAUCGGGCCCAAUUUCGGCAUCACCAACUUCGAUAACUUCGGGCUGUCCAUGUUGACGGUAUUCCAGUGCAUUACUUUGGAAGGGUGGACUGAAGUUAUGUAUAAUAUUCAAGACGCGAUGGGCAACAGCUGGGAGUGGAUUUAUUUCGUGUCGAUGGUCAUAUUGGGAGCUUUUUUCGUCAUGAACCUAAUUCUCGGUGUGUUGUCUGGAGAAUUCUCAAAAGAGAGAGAAAAGGCGAAAAACCGGGGAGACUUCCAGAAACUUCGCGAGAAGCAGCAGUUAGAAGAGGAUCUGAAGGGCUACCUCGACUGGAUCACGCAGGCAGAGUACUUGGAGCCCCUGGCGGAUCAGAACGACACUGCUGACCAGUUGAGGGAGUAUAGUUUAGGAGCAGGAACAGCAGAAAACCACGACUCAUCAGACCAUUUGGGAGUGGAGAUGAGUGAACCACAGAAGAAGAGCUGCAUUUGCAAACUCUGGAAGCAAGACUUCGAUAAAAUUAAUCGAAGAAUGAAGCGCAGCUGUCGGAAAGCCGUGAAAUCGCAGACGUUUUACUGGCUGAUCAUUCUUCUCGUGUUCCUAAACACUGUGGUGUUGGCCAGCGAGCAUUAUCAGCAACCAAGCUGGCUGGAUUUGUUUCAAGAGUACGGGAACGCCUUUUUCGUAGCACUUUUUACUUUAGAAAUGUUAGUCAAGAUGUACAGUCUAGGAUUACAAGGUUACUUCGUGUCGCUGUUCAACCGGUUCGACUGCUUUGUGGUGGUCGGGUCCAUCAGCGAGAUGGUGCUCACGAAGACGGAGGUGAUGCCUCCCCUCGGCAUCUCCGUGUUGCGGUGCGUGCGGCUGUUGAGGGUGUUUAAAGUCACCAAAUACUGGCGCUCCCUCUCCAACCUAGUAGCGUCUCUCCUCAACUCCAUCCAGUCCAUCGCCUCGCUGCUGCUGCUGCUGUUCCUCUUCAUCAUGAUCUUCGCGCUACUUGGCAUGCAGGUCUUCGGAGGGAAGUUCAACUAUGAUCCCGUGGAGGAGAAGGAUCGGCACAAUUUCGAUUGCUUUUGGCAGGCGCUGCUAACGGUUUUUCAGAUCCUGACGGGGGAAGACUGGAACGCGGUGAUGUACGAAGGCAUCAAGGCGUACGGCGGCGUCGGCUCCGUCGGCAUCGUUGCCUGCAUCUACUUCAUCAUCCUCUUCAUCUGUGGCAACUACAUCCUACUAAACGUUUUCUUGGCCAUCGCCGUAGACAAUCUCGCGGACGCAGAAUCGUUGACCAACAUUGAAAAGCAGGAAGCGAAUCCCGAUGAGAAGGAAGCCGGUAGUGUAAUAAUUGAUGGUGCACAUGCAGAUACUGAUGAUGAAUAUAUUCACGACGACGAUGCGUAUACGACGGACAAUUCGGAGCGUGAAUAUGAAGAGACAGGCUCAGAGGAAGGAGAAGACGGGAGAAUCGAGAUAGAGGGUGGAGAGGAAACAGAGAGGAUAGAAGAGGAACAAGAACGGGAAGAAGAGACUAUUCAGAGGAAUCAUAUAGGUUCUAACAAAGAAGGACCCACUGUAACCGUGAUGGAGCUAACACACAAAGAAACAGAAACUAACUAUGCAACAACAGUGAACACAGAGGGCGAGGAGCCAAGAUUGAAGCGAAAGCCGACAACAUCAUCGGCGAGACCAAGGAGGUUGUCUGAAGUCGACAUACACGACUCUAAGAAACCCAUCCCUGACGCUACCUCCUUCUUCAUAUUUACCAAAACCAACAGGUUCCGCGUGUUCUGCUACAAGCUGUCAGCAUCUUCGACCUUCGGGAACAUCAUCCUGAUCUGCAUCAUGUUCUCGUCGGCCAUGUUGGCAGCUGAAGAUCCUUUGGAUGCACAGCAAAAAGGAUUCAGGAAUUGGCUCCUAAGCCAAUUCGACGUGUUCUUCACGGGCAUCUUCACGCUGGAGCUGUUCCUCAAGCUGGUGACGUACGGGCUGAUCCUGCAUGAGGGCGCAUUCCUCCGCUCUGCCUUCAACGUGCUCGACAUGCUCGUCGUCUGCGUGUCGCUCAUCUCCAUGUGCUUUAAGUCAGGAAGUAUAUCGGUGGUGAAGAUAUUAAGAGUGUUCAGGGUGCUGAGGCCACUCAGGGCCAUCAAUAGGGCCAAGGGCCUUAAGCACGUUGUACAAUGCGUGAUCGUUGCUAUCAAAACAAUCGGGAACAUAUUGUUGGUAACGUCGUUACUGCAAUUCAUGUUCGCCGUCAUGGGAGUACAAAUGUUCAAGGGAAAGUUUUUUAGAUGUACUGAUAUUUCGAAGAUGACGAAAGCUGAGUGUCAAGGAACAUACCUUGUCUUUGAAAAUCGUAAUUACGUAGUUAGAGAUAGAGAGUGGAAGAGGAAUGACUUCCAUUUUGACAACGUCAUGAAAGGGAUGCUGACGUUGUUCACCGUCUCCACGUUCGAGGGAUGGCCUGCGUUGCUGUACGUGUCCAUCGACUCGAACCAAGAGGACCGUGGUCCCAUUACUAACUUCCGUCCAAUCGUUGCAGCCUACUAUAUUAUUUAUAUUAUUAUAAUUGCCUUCUUUAUGGUAAAUAUAUUCGUCGGUUUCGUCAUAGUAACAUUCCAAAACGAGGGAGAGCAGGAGUAUAAAAACUGUGAACUGGACAAGAAUCAGCGGAACUGCAUAGAGUUCGCCCUAAAAGCAAAACCUAUAAGAAGGUAUAUCCCAAAGCAUCGCAUCCAAUACAAAGUGUGGUGGUUCGUCACAUCCCAGCCGUUUGAAUACGCCAUCUUCGUUCUCAUCAUGAUCAACACCAUCACACUAGCCAUGAAGUACCACAAUCAGCCCCUCGAAUACAGCAAAGCUUUGGACAUGCUCAAUAUGAUUUUCACCGCUGUCUUUGCUCUUGAGUUCAUUUUCAAACUCGCUGCCUUUAGGUUUAAGAAUUAUUUUGGAGACGCGUGGAACACAUUCGACUUUAUCAUCGUACUAGGAAGUAUUAUAGAUAUUGUAGUAUCACAAGUCAACGAGCUCAAAAACCAGGGAAGCGGUUUAACAAAAGCCCACAUAAAGGAAACCUCAAUACCAUCGAUCAACUUCUUCCGUUUAUUUCGAGUGAUGAGGCUCGUGAAGCUACUGUCGAGAGGGGAGGGGAUCAGGACUCUCCUCUGGACGUUUAUAAAGUCAUUUCAAGCGUUGCCGUAUGUUGCCUUGCUGAUUUUGAUGCUGUUCUUCAUUUAUGCUGUAGUGGGGAUGCAGGUGUUUGGGAAAAUAGCCAUAGACGACGAAACCCCGAUCACUAGAAACAACCACUUCCAGACAUUCCCUCAAGCCAUUCUAGUCUUAUUUCGUUCAGCUACAGGGGAGGCGUGGCAGGACAUUAUGAUGGGGGUCUCCCCGGAGCCGGAAGUGCAGUGCGACGACAACUACGAAGAGGAGCCCGGCGAGAACGUCAAUUCCUGCGGCUCCGUGCUCGCCUUCCCCUACUUCAUCUCGUUCUACGUGCUGUGUUCUUUUUUGAUUAUCAAUUUAUUUGUAGCCGUUAUCAUGGAUAAUUUCGACUAUUUGACCAGAGACUGGUCAAUACUGGGACCACACCACUUAGAUGAAUUUAUAAGGUUAUGGAGUGAAUACGACCCAGACGCGAAGGGUCGGAUAAAACAUUUAGAUGUAGUUACUUUGUUAAGGAAAAUUAGUCCUCCAUUAGGGUUCGGCAAGCUGUGUCCACACCGCGUGGCCUGCAAGAGACUGGUCUCGAUGAACAUGCCUCUCAACUCCGAUGGGACUGUCCUCUUCAAUGCCACCCUCUUCGCCGUCGUCAGGACUUCGCUGAAGAUCAAAACUGAGGGAAGACGCAAUCAAAAUGUUGCACCGUCAACUCCCAGCAACAUAGACGACUGCAACACAGAACUAAGAGCGGUCAUCAAGAAGAUUUGGAAGCGAACGUCUCCGAAACUUCUGGACCAGGUGGUUCCGCCACCUGGGGACCCGAAUGAGAUCACUGUUGGCAAGUUCUAUGCCACCUUUCUGAUACAGGACUACUUUAGAAGGUUCAAAAAGCGGAAGGAGCAAGAGUUAAGGCAGAACGAUGAGGCCUGUCACCAGAUGACUCUCCAAGCGGGUCUGAGGACUCUUCAUGAGGCAGGACCUGAGCUGAAAAGGGCUAUAUCAGGGAAUCUCGACGACAUCACAACAGAAUGUGAUGUGCCUAUGCAUAGGAGAAACCACUCAUUGUUUGGAGGCGUGUGGUCAAGCAUCCGAAGACACGGACCCAACAGGAACAUCAGACAGAGGAAACCGGGGGAACCUCCGAUGGGAGAAGGAGUGGGUAAUCAUCUGAGUUCCAUGAUGCAGCGAGAAUACGGAGUGGGGACUUUGCCUCUAGCGCCGACAGUACCGAAUGGACAACCAAAGGAGCAAAUACCACUUAGACCUUUAAUAUUCAAUGGAGAAUCAGAGAAGAUAUAUCAAGUUCUAGACAAUCAGAAAUCUAACUACCCGGAGAUGUUAGGUCAAAUAGGUCUCGCGUUCGGUUGCGUUAACUAUCUAACGACGCCGAGCGAGGCGAUAAAAACGUCCCCCGCCGUGUCUAGACAAAAGAUCCAUCCAGAAGACUCGACGUCUUCCAGGGAGAAGCUACCGAUACCGAGGAAGGCGUCCCCGGAGGAUAAAACGCCGUCGCCGAGCGCGUUCGAAGCGAUACAGCCGAAGAUCUCCGCGCAUCUGGCGAGCGAAUGCACGCCGACGACCGAGUCGAAAACGAUGACGCUGUACGGCUACAACGCAGCAGCGAAGCUCCCGUUCGCGUUCUCCCACGCGAAGGCGGCGUGCCGCGGAGGGGAGAGAAGGAGCCUCCGAGCCAUCAAGCCGGUGGUGACAGGUCGGAUGGUGCGCAGUGCCUCGUCAGGGGCGGCGAGCUCGCAUGCGCCGCCCGCCCAGCUUUUAGCUCGACCGCACUCGCCAGGAGGCGAUAGCUCGGGCCGCGGCGUGGUGUCGCUGCCGGGCAGUCCGCGCGGCGUCAACUCCGCAGUCCCGGUGGUUGGGUCAGCCGAGAGCCUCGUCACUAGGGUUUUAGCCGAACAAGGUCUAGCGGCGUACUGUGACGCAGAGUUCGUGAGGAACACAUCGCGGGAGAUGCAGGAGGCGCUUGAGAUGACGCAAGAGCAGAUGGACAGGGCGGCACACCAACUCAUGAUUCAAGAGAGAAAUAUAAAACAAGCCCAAAACCAGCCUCAAGUUGCUAACAUUUGGGCUGUUCCAGGGCGAUAUGCUAGCUCGCCACCCUUACCAGCCACCGACCAUGCCCCCACCCUUCAAGCCGUUAUAGCAGAGAGUGGCCGCGCCUCACAAGAUGGCGGACACCACCAAAAUGGCAGCCAAGAUGGCGCCGCGCCGCGGAAUGGCGGCAAUGGCGCGAAACACCACAAACAGCACAAGAGGAAGAGAAAAAGGAAACCAGUAUUGGUAUAGUGUAUGGAAAUAUGUUUGAGAUGUGCUCAAAUUUUUAUUUGUUGCUUAGGAUUAGGGGCAGAUGAUUUUUACCGCCGAUUUAUCAUCGCAAUAUAGUUAGAAUGCGGCAGCAAUAUAGUUCUGCUUUUAAUAAAUAUCUGUGUCCUUAUCGAUUGUACCGACAAAUUAACUUUGUAAAUCCUUAAUGAAUUAUAUAUUGCCAUGCCAAAUGUCAAUGCGAAACAUUAUUACUUGUCAAUUGCUUUCUAAUUGUACGAGUAAGUCCUUGGACUUAAAAAGUAAUUAAAACUUCUAAAUGAACACUAAUUUUACAUGGGCGACAGUGUUUGGAAAUACAGGACAACGCUCUAAGGCUACGUUCUAAGCACAGAAUAAGUUUAAUAUGUUCAGUGGUUCUAAGACAGUUGUUCGAGUCAAGGAGCAAUAAAUAAGAGUACUACACAAACUCACGUUCCUCGUCGUUGGCAUAGAUGGCACCACUUAGCGUAAAUUUUGUAUGGCUAUAGACCUGUUACCGUCAUAUCGUGAUCUAGUGCGCUCUCUGAGAGAUAUAAUGCAGAUGGGGUUUUAAUAAAAGCUGAGGUCAAAGUGCCUUACAAAAUAUGUUAACUGAGAUCUUGCUAAUGUAACGCCAUUUACAACAAAAUUUAAGAAACUUAUUUGUCGCUAAUUAAAAUGUCUAUUAGCAUCUUUUCUUAGAUGCCUACCUUCGUUGGCUGUACAUACCUUUGUUGGUACAUAUUGGUCUUCUAUGCAUUAAGCAUAUUAGACUUCCUAUUUUAUGAACUUCUGUGUACGGCAGAUGAAAAAGUGAGAUUAUUAGUAGAUCUAACGUAACGUAUUUGGUAAAAUUUAGGCGUUGUAAUGUUUAGAAAGGGCCAAAUAAUCAUUGCAACUUCAGGAGUGGUUCGUAAUUUGAAAUACAAAUUUGGAAUGUAGGUACCUUUAUCAUAAAGUAGAAGUAAAAAAAAAGAACCUGCAAGUUUGUGGUGAGGCGAUUACCUAUCGCCUACUCUACCUAAUUACAAAGGUAAGGCAAGAAAAAUUCUUCCUUUUUACUAUAGAACGAGGGAAGCAAAUGACACAGUUGCUUAUGGUGAACGACGGUCACCGCUUCCCAUUAGGCGGAUAUCAAUUAAAAAAGCAGUAACAGGCAGUUGUGCUGGUACUAUUGGUCCUUUAUUUAGAUUUAAAACAUAAUACAGAGAGAGAAAAUUGUCUCUAAAACAAUAUUUAGAGAUACUUUGGUUUAUCUUGUGUAUUAAAAAAAAUGUAAUUUUUCUAGAUGUGUAGUUUUACAGUUAUAUGAAAAUGAUAUAGAUAUAUCAAUAUCAUACGUCAUUUUAAAUUAAUACAUCAUGUUAAAACACCUAUAUGUCAUAUAUAGGUACUUGGUCAAGCAAAUCUUGUCAGUAGAAAAAAGCGGCAAAUUUGAAAAAUGUAGGCGCGAAGGGAUAUCGUCUCAUAGAAAAUUUGAAUUUCGCGCCUUUUUCUACUGACAAGAUUUGCUUGGCCAUCUAGAGGUGUGUUAUUUCGUCGGUACACAUAUGUAUUGGCAGAAAAAACUUUCAGUACCUAUAGUAUUUAUGGCAUGGUUAUUUAGACCUUUGUGUUUGGGUGCUUGGAAGAAAACGCCAAAGCAAGACGCACAAUUCAUCAACCUAAUCGUGAAAAUGUUUGUCCAUUGUAUACUUUGAUCCAUUGUUAUAUCAGAUUACAAGUAGGUAGAUAGAUUAUAAAGUAGGUAGUAAUUAUUUUAGAAAAUAUAAAUGAGCAGGGGUCUAGCAAGAUGACAAUCGUUGAUAGGAAAUGCGAAUCAAAACUUAUAUCUAAAUAAUCACGUGACUUUCACGUAGCAUCUCAUCCCAGUACAUUUUUUAUUUAUUUAAUUUCACAAACGGGUCUACUGCGAUAUAAUUUAAUUGUUUUUACCUUUAAUUCCGACGUUUCAGCUGAUUUGCACCAGCUGUGGUCACGGAAAGACCCGCUAUCACGCGCUAUCGCGGUAGACCCGUUUGUGUAAUUAAAUAUGUGUACAAAACGCGAGAACUUAAAAUGUUACAUUUUUUAUUUGUUUGACGUUUUUCCAUGUACGAUUGUCAUCUUGGCUACGCCCCCAUACCGUGCACUCAAUACAAGUGACGUGUCUGAAGUAACUUUAAUUACUAAAGGGCAGGGGCGAGUCAGUAACUUCUAAAGGGCUGGACCGAUUUUGAUCAACAUUAUUUGAGUGUUUGAGUAAGUCAGGAUAGAAUGAGCUAGGUUGUAGAGGGUUCCUCGAAAUAAAUAAGAAGGCUUGAAAGUCACAGCUAUAUAUCUGGCAAAAUGGAGUAAAAAAAUGUUUAUAUCCAUUUCCAAUUUUAUCAAAUCGCUGUAUGCUUUCUGGUUUCUUAUUUAUUUUUACCAAGACAAAGAUCCUAAUCUCAAUCGAUGGGACUUUUACUUAUAAAUAAUGUCAAUGUAACAAUGUAGUAUUAAUAGCAUUUUAUAAACAAAUAAAAUAAUUAGGUAUAGAACUUAUUAUUAUUUCUACAGAUUUUUUAUAAACAAAUACCUGUAAUAGAACUUAUUAUUAUUUCUACAGAUUUUUUAUAAACAAAAACAUCAUCUAAUUAUAACGGUAGUAAACUACCCUCUGUUUCUUUCCGUUUUUUUUAAUGAAUUACGUUUAGAAUUAUAGGUAUGUCUGUAACCGGAAAAAUCAAACCAUCUUCCAAAGCUGUAUAGAAAUAUGUAUACUCGAAUUCCUAUCCGUAUUUCCAUAUUAACCGUCUGACAAUACCCGAUCAGGAAAUCGUUGAACUGAUAACAUGUCUAAAACUGUAGAAAAACACAAUUUUCCGUAGAGAUUCUAGAGUUAGAGUUGGUUUAGCGAUGACUGAGAUUUUAUAUAGGAGAACAUGUAUUUCAGAACUUGGCUCAAACCUUUUCAAACUUUAAAGAAACAAUUUUCCUACGCUGAAAUUAUUUGUAUUUUCAAGCCUAGCCUAGCCUUACAGAUGUAGUGCAUAUCUAAUUGUUUUCCAUCGUAAGUAUUUUCUCGGAAACGUUCGUAUUUGUCAUGCUACUUCAGUCAACCUCAGUACUUUUUGUACCGAGACUGACUGAAAUAGCAAAACGCGAUCGUACGUUUCCGUGAAAAUACAAUGGAAAAUAAUUAUGCACUAGAUCUGUAUGUCACCUUAGUCUAGCCGAUCAUUUUAAUGGACCAACAAACUUCCAUAAAACUCACGAAUAGGUAACCUUUACAUUUGACUACUACAUUUCAAUACAAAUUAAGUUUCAUAAUUGUCAUUAAAAGAUGGCGCUGCACACAAAUCACUACAUCGAUAAACUGGAAAUCAAUAUAAAGUUUUUAUGGUGUCAUCAUCAUCAUCAUCAUCUCAGCCAUAAGACGUCCACUGCUGAACAUAGGCCUCCCCCUUGGACCUCCAUACGUGCGUUUUAUGGUGUAUUAGCGUAUUAUUUAUAUAACAGUUCAGUCGAGCUUACAAAUGAAGUUACUAAUAAAAGUUACCUUACCUAACAUACACUACAAAUUGUAAAGCAAAAUUGUGUAACUUCGAAAUCUUUUUCGGUAUACCUAAAAAUCCUAAUUAUAUACACCUCAAUGUCUCCUUUACUACGUGAACUCAAAUGAUGUUUAAAGUGUGUGUACAGACAGUAUGUGUAGACAUAUAGGUUUAGGACUUUAACGUAUAUUUUUUUAUGUGUAAAAUAUUUGACCAACAAAACAAAAACGAGUAGAUGUUAUUCUUUACUUGACUAUGAAAAUAAAUUCCGUUGGUAUUUAAAAUUAAAGUCAGCUUAUUCAGACGGCAAAAUUACAUGCUUAAAAUAUAGGUAGCCAAAUUAUAACAUACGCUGAGCUUUUUUUUGAAGCCACGGGGAAGUACACACUACAUAAUUCAGAUUCCAACGUAAUUCAAAGCAACAACAUAUGUGUUAUGAAUCACGUAAUAAUUUUGUUUUAUUUACUGUGUCAAAUUUUACAAUUUAGCUUUGUAAGGACCCCUAGGAAGUGCCCUUUUAAGUAAUCGAAUAAAUUACGUAGUUUAGCUCUCAUCUCUUCAAAUGAACGACAUUCCGUAGACAUAAGAAAAUAACAAUAUAAU
Molecule: messenger RNA, 10146 nt
Organism: Cydia fagiglandana
Lineage: Eukaryota; Metazoa; Arthropoda; Insecta; Lepidoptera; Tortricidae
Product: voltage-dependent calcium channel type D subunit alpha-1-like
Exons: 45
Coding region: 8-6031 (2007 amino acids)
Biological process (GO): calcium ion import across plasma membrane
Cellular component (GO): voltage-gated calcium channel complex; membrane
Molecular function (GO): high voltage-gated calcium channel activity
Source: RefSeq, a predicted model, not a curated record